Molecule: messenger RNA, 2082 nt
Organism: Aphanomyces astaci
Lineage: Eukaryota; Oomycota; Saprolegniomycetes; Saprolegniales; Verrucalvaceae
Exons: 4
Coding region: 29-1453 (474 amino acids)
Cellular component (GO): lysosome
Molecular function (GO): cysteine-type endopeptidase activity
Source: RefSeq, a predicted model, not a curated record
GGAAACUUCAUUUUGAACACUGACUGGCAUGGUAUUGUCCCCUAUUUCGAUGCAACCCAGCGCGUUGGCGGCGGUACUGCUUGUGGUGGCCGCGACCACCGAAGUGGACGCACUAGUCAACAAGUGCCAUCAACGCCAUCCUAACCGCACGGGUGUCGUCACGUCGCCCUUACCGCACCAGUACGUGACCGACUUGCCCAAGAAUUUUGACUGGCGCAAUGUCAAUGGCACCAACUACGUCACUGUCUCGCGCAACCAGCACGUCCCCCAUUACUGCGGGUCCUGCUGGGCGUUUGCGGCAACGUCGUCCUUGAGCGAUCGCCUACGCAUCUACCGCGAACGCAACCCAGGCAAACACAGUCGUGUGGAAGUGACACGAGAAAUCAACAUUUCCCCCCAAGUCCUUUUGAACUGCGAGCUUGAGAGCCAGGGAUGCCACGGCGGCGAUGGCCUCAGCGCGUACCGCUACAUUCAUGACCACGGCAUUCCCGAGGAAGGCUGCCAACGCUACCUGGCGACCGGCCACGACGUGGGGAACACUUGCACCCCCAUCGACAUUUGCCGCAACUGCGACCCGUCCAAAGGCUGCUUUCCCCAAAAGACGUUCGACAAGUACUUUGUGUCCGAAUUUGGUGAAGUGAAAGGAGAGAACGAGCUCAAGGCCGAGAUCUUUGCACGCGGACCCAUCGUGUGUGGGGUGGCCGUGUCCAAGGAAUUUUUGGAUUACUCCGGCGGCAUCAUUGACGACAAGACAGGCGCCACGGACAUUGACCACGACAUUUCGAUCGUCGGGUGGGGCGAAGACGAGCACGGGACGCCGUACUGGGUCGGACGCAACAGCUGGGGCACGUACUGGGGUGAAGACGGGUGGUUCCGCCUCCGCCGUGGCAACAACAACCUGGGCGUCGAAUCCGACUGUCAAUUUGGCGUGCCCUCCAACGACGGAUGGCCCAGCGUCACACCUGAGUCUGAUUCUGAGUCUUCUGAGUCUGCCGCGAUGGUCCACGCCCCUGUGUGGUCGGCCUUCAAAAGCCCCGCCGACGCCGACUCGACUCGCAUGUGUCGCGCAGCGGCCGUCCAUUUCCCCAAGGGCGAGAAGAUCCUGACCGCGCUGCCCCACGAGACGCUCGACGCGAGUGCGCUGCCCAAGGCGUGGGACUGGCGCGACAUCAACGGCGUCAACUACGUCACAUGGGACAAGAACCAGCACAUUCCGCAGUACUGCGGCAGUUGCUGGGCCCAGGGCACGACCAGUGCCUUGUCGGAUCGCAUUUCGAUCAUGCGAAAUGGUACGAACCAACCAAACCAUCAUCCUCCAUCUUGUUUUCAUGGGGACAUGCCGCGUAGCCACGUGGCCCGAGAUCGCAUUGUCCCCACAAGUGGUCAUCAAUUGCCACGGCGGCGGGUCCUGCCAAGGCGGCAACCCCGGCGCCGUCUACGAGUUUGCACAUGAUAGGGGGAUCCCCGACCAAACCUGCCAGGCGUACCAAGCCAAGGACGACACAUGCUCAGCCCUCAACAUUUGCGAAACGUGCUGGCCGUCGAACUCGUCGUUCACACCUGGUGAGUGCCGCGUCGUGCCGACGUUCACGAGCUACUACGUGUCCGAGUACGGCCACGUGCGCGGCGCCGACCACAUCAAGGCGGAAAUCUACAAGCGCGGCCCCGUCGGCUGUGGUAUGCAUGUGACCGACAAAUUUGAGGCGUACGCGGGUGGCAUAUACUCGGAGAAUGUGCUGUUUCCUAUCCCCAACCAUGAGAUUUCGGUCGCCGGAUGGGGGUUUGACGAAGAGACGCAGACCGAGUACUGGAUCGGACGAAACUCGUGGGGCACGUACUGGGGCGAGAACGGCUGGUUCCGCAUUCAGAUGCACCACCACAACCUUGGUAUCGAGAACGACUGUGACUGGGGCGUGCCGAUUCCAGACGGGUCCAAGCCCCCUUUGACCAACUAACCCAAACAGAUGUCGUUCUACCAUUUUGGUUAAUUGAACUAAGUACAUCGUAAUGCAGUCACGAUGCCUGCGAUUCAAGCGAAAUAUAGUCAACUAUAGUGUCUCUGACGCAAGAAUGAAGUUACAA